Siniperca chuatsi (mandarin fish) is the source of this 1455-nucleotide messenger RNA. Its product is annotated as olfactory receptor class A-like protein 1. The record is from RefSeq and is a predicted model, not a curated record. Gene Ontology annotation, biological process: G protein-coupled receptor signaling pathway. The transcript has 2 exons. The coding region runs from base 190 to 1131 and encodes 313 amino acids. NCBI's taxonomy places the organism in Eukaryota, Metazoa, Chordata, Actinopteri, Centrarchiformes, Sinipercidae. Gene Ontology annotation, cellular component: membrane. Gene Ontology annotation, molecular function: pheromone receptor activity.
GCGUGAUUGCCCUCUGAGACCAUCUGAUUUAGUUUGUUGCUUUAAUUUGCCAAACUGUGGGCUGAACACUGCAAUGUUGGCCAAUGAUCUUGAGGGGCACCGAAGACUAUAAAUUGUAAUUACACAGGCUAUUUAAUAGUUAAUGCACAGUGGGCUUUACUUUUCAUCUGCAACUUCAGCCUUGGUGUCAUGGAUCUGUGUGUGACCAUCAAAGGGGUCUCCUUCCUCUUGCAAACAGGUAUGGGCAUCUUGGGGAACGCCAUGGUGCUGCUGGCGUAUGGCCUAAUCAUUUACACUGAACCCAAGCUCCUUCCCGUGGACAUGAUCCUGUGUCACCUGGCCUUCGCCAACCUGAUGCUGCUACUGACCCGCUGCGUCCCCCAGACCAUGACUGUGUUUGGGCUGAGGGACCUGCUGAAUGAUCCUGGCUGUAAGGUGGUGAUCUACGCCUACCGCAUCGGCCGGGCUUUGUCAGUCUGCAUCACCUGCAUGCUCAGUGUGUUUCAGGCAGUGACCAUCGCCCCUGCCGGGCCACGUUUGUCCAGGUUAAAACUUGCACUUCCCUCACUGGUCCUACCAACCUUUGCAGCACUGUGGCUCCUCAACAUGGCCAUAUGCAUCGCAGCACCUUUUUUCUCUAUGGCCCCACGUAAUGGCACCGUCCCUGCCUUUACUCUCAAUCUGGGCUUCUGUCAUGUGGACUUCAGAGACAACCUGUCCUAUGUGAUUAAUGGGGUGGCUGUCUCUGGGAGGGAUUUUGCCUUUGUCGCCCUGAUGGUGGGCUCAAGUGGUUACAUCCUGCUGCUUCUCCACCGCCACAGCCACCAGGUGAGAGGGAUCCGUCGCUCUCAAGGCAGUGGAGCAGAGACCAAGGCGGCCAAAACAGUGGUCACCUUGGUAGUUCUGUAUGUGUUCUUCUUCGGGAUUGAUAACGUGAUCUGGAUCUACAUGCUGACGGUGGCGAAGGUGUCACCAGUGGUGGCUGAUAUGAGGGUGUUCUUCUCCUCCUGCUACGCCUUUCUCAGCCCCUACUUUAUAAUUUCCUCCAACAAGAAGGUCAAGGCGAAGAUCGUGUGUGCAGCUGGGCAAGACCAACCAUCAGCCGACAAUCAGGAGUCGAGUGACAAAUGACUCUUUCUCUGUCUUGACAGGCUGUCGACCGACCUGCAAGACAGCAGAGUUGUUCUCUCGGAGCUUAUCAUUUUGAACACUGGUGCACAGAUGACUGUCAUUUAGCUAAACAAUGGACCCUUUAGAAAGUAGUCCUAGACAGUAGUGUCUUGCAGUGGUGUUACGGGGUUUUCUCUUAUAUGUAUACUUUCAUCAAAAUCAUAAAUACACAUACAUGUGGUUUGUGGUUGUUUUGUAUGUCAGCAAAAAAACACAUCAUCCGCAUCAUUGUCAUUAGAGCUGAAAGAAUUAGUCAAUCGGGAAAUAAAUCUGCAUAAAUUUUGA